This is a messenger RNA of Enterobius vermicularis (human pinworm), 1236 nucleotides long. Lineage: Eukaryota; Metazoa; Nematoda; Chromadorea; Rhabditida; Oxyuridae. The record is from the annotation of a GenBank genome assembly.
AUGGCUACUAUACUACUGAUAAUCCCAUUGUUUAUUCUGUUAUUAAUUGUUAACUUUUCUGGCGUUCAUUCAUCUUACUGUGGACAGGCAGCAAUUCCAUUUACUCUUCAAAUAUUAUCUAAUGGUCAACCGGUAUUGGGAUGUGCGCGACCGUCUUGUUUUGGUUGGAAUGCUAACGGUGAAGUGGCUGGCGAUUCAGCCAGAUUUUACAGGAUUCAGAAAAAGAAUGAUGGAUACCUGAGAGAUGGUGAUUCAGAAAAGAAAGUUUUUGCAAAAUCCGAGUUUUACAGAAGUCAGACGUCGGAAUGUCAAGCAACAUAUGAAAGUACAUCAUGCGACAUGCCAAAUCAGUGGGUUGGUGGUAUUGCACCGUUAUAUAACGUCACUAAUGCUCCAUUUUUGAUGAAAUGUUGCGCAUAUGACGGCUUAUCACUAUCAACCGACCGAGGUACAGCUCAGGUUGCACCUGGGCAGAUACUGGUUGGCGGAGAAGUUCUCAAAAAUCGUCGCCAAUAUGCUUUCGACUACAUCGCCAACAUACGAAGAAACGUUGAUGAAGAUGACACCAGUGCUCUUCUAAAUCUUUUAGUGGAAGAACGAGUAGCUUCGUUUGUGAAGUCAAUGGAUUAUUGGAUUAAAAAGGCACUAAACAAGACAGUCGGAGAACCUCAGCCACUUACCAAAAAACAGAUGCAAAAAUUCAAACCAGAAAAAAUUGCAAAAGAACCAAUUGCUUUUAAAAAAGACAAGACCCCGCCACCAGAGGACGAUGAAGAAGACGCGGCUACGAAUGAAAAAGGUGACGACGAGAAGAUACUCGAACUUUUAGAGGCAGAACGAAAUGGGGCCAAACAAUCAGCUGAAAUUGAAGAAAGUGAUGACGAAGAAUCAACCGCCACUGAAACAUUACCCGUGCCGCUAAUAGCUCAUAUUCCGCUUUUAAACAAGCCAGAAAGCGCUCCAGCUUCGCCUCCGUACAACCAGCUACCACCAAUAAGCCCAACCACGAAGCCACUUCCGGAAGAGAGUAGAUAUUUGGGCAGCAAACUAUCAAACCAAAUGCGGGGCCUCAUGAUGGGUCAAGACGACAUCCAUUAUCCUCAAACACCAAGAGAACAUAACACCGCAAUACAACCGCAGAAUAUACCUUCCCCUCCACAACAAGCAUAUCCCCCAACAAAUAAAGGAGCUGGUAAGUCUAUUAAGCACCUAUCCCCAACUUCAAAUUUAAAAUAA